Messenger RNA from Paramecium tetraurelia, 1215 nucleotides. RefSeq lists its product as uncharacterized. NCBI's taxonomy places the organism in Eukaryota, Ciliophora, Oligohymenophorea, Peniculida, Parameciidae. The record is from RefSeq and is a predicted model, not a curated record. The transcript has 2 exons.
AUGUUUGAAUUUAAUUAAUUAGAGAAUGUUCAAUUAAGAAAGCAGAGCGAACUUCAUUAAACGUAUUAUUUAAAUUGUGGUCUGGUUGUAAUGCUUAUAAAUUUUAAUAAAGACUAUUAUUAUGAUGUAAUAGAACUUGAACUAAAAGAUACCCGAAAAUUGAUAAAGAUUGACUACAUUCCUUUUUUUGCUUUUUUAUGUGGAGAAUCCAGCUUAGCCUUGGCUCAUUAUGAUCAAAGUGAUGCUUUUAUGAUUGAGUCAUUUGACUUCCUCAAAAUGAAUAAAGUAUAAACAAAAUUCAAGCUUCCUCAAACUUAUCAAAGCUAUACAACCUUUUAUUUUAGAAUAACCAAAUUAACUAUGUUAUUAAUUCAAUAUGAAUUCGGUUCUAUUAUUUGUUACUUUUUAAAUAGCAAUUUGGAAAUUUAGUCUUAAUUUAAUCUCAUAGAUAAAAAACAAAAUUAACUCUUGAAAUCCAUUUAUUAAUUAAAUUAGCAUAACUAUUUUAUCGCAUUAUAUUUAGAAAAUGAUUUGGAAUAAACACUCUGUGAAAUAAAUUCAUAAGGAGUUCAAUAAAACUUAUAAUCGAAAUUUCUAAAUGAUAGGAAUUCUUUAAAUGGAUGUGCUUAAUCAAAUAAAUAAAUAUUAUUGGCUUUUACUCCUAAAACUGAUUUAAAUUCCUUCAUAGAGUUUAUUAAUGAGUAAAAUGAAUCAAUAAGAAUUUUUGAAAUCAAUUAUUUUAAUUAUAUUAUAAGUAUUGAACAAAUCUUAUUUGUAAAUGAUUUAUACAUUUGUUGUAAAAUAUCUUCUUAAAACGAAGAGGAACUUGAAUAAUUAUGUUUAUUUGAUAUAAAUACUUUUGGGCUGGUUUCUAGAAAGAUCUAUCAGGAUUAUAUGCUAGAUAUUUAAUGCAAUGAAUAAAUCAUUAUUGAAACCUAGAUGAAUAUAUUUGAUAGAAUAAAUUGUUUACAAAAAAUCCCUCAAACAUUUUCCAAAUAGGAACAAGAUUUAUUGAUAUAAAAUGAAAUCAAUGAUUUUAAUGAUUUCGAUGAUUUCUCAGGCAUUACAAUAUUUUAUAAUCUAACCCCAAUUUACUAAGCAAUAAAAAUUAUGAAGUUUUUAGAGUUUGAAGAUUAAAUCGUUGAGUAAGUUGCCCAAAAGCUUAAGAAAAGUACUUCCUAUUAUCUGAAAAGUAACAAACUUGAUUUUAAUUGA